AUGGUUUUCCCGGAUUUGUUCUUUUGGUUGAAGGGCUCGGCGGUUGACUCGCAGGAUACUUCAGAUGAUGUCAGUUUGAAAUAAUUGAAAUGAGAAAAAUCCAAUUAAUAUCAGGAAGUUGAACGGACGGAAGAGAUUUGCGAGGAAGAGGAUUCGCACAAUGAAACGGUAGUUUUGAAUGAUUUUUGACAGGAUGAAAAUAAUUUUUGAGCUUCAGAAUGAUGCAGAAAAGUCUGUGACCUUAGAUUUGGAUGAAAAUUUUACGGAUGGCGUUGAAAAAUUGAAUACUCCGGAGCCACGCGUAAGCAAUAAUAUUUAAAAGAAAAAUGGUUGAAAAAAAUGAUUUUUUUCAGCCGGAUUCGCCGAUUCCACCGGAAAUCGGCCAGGAAACUGAAAAAUUGAACACUCCGGAGCCACGCGUAAAAAAUAAAAAAAAAAAAAAAUCUUGUUUUAUGAUUAUUUUUCAGCCGGAUUCGCCGGUUCCACCGGAAGUUGGCCAAGAAAAGGAGGAGGAAGAUGAGCCGACGAUGAUUGAAGUGGUCCCUCUAGUGGAGCCAAAAAAAGUCGCUCUCCUCGUCUUUUGACAUUUCUUCUAAUUCACACGAACAGGCUUUCGAGUGAUUUGAAAUUUAUAUUUUAUUUAUAAUUUUUUUCGGUUUUUUUCAGUUUCGGAUCCGAUGAAUCUUACUCGGAGAGUAAUAAUGGAAGUGAUAUUGGACAGGUUUUUUUGAAUAUUAUUAUUUUCUGAUUUUUUUGUUUGAAACAACGCUGGUGAAAUUUGAACUUUGAGGUCUGAAUUUGCUAUUUUUUAUCGUUGCUAAGUACUAAGUUCCAUUUUUCAUAUUUUUUUUUGACUUAUUCCAAAAAUUUUUCACAAAUCCUUUUUUUUUCUUUUUGAGUCUUACUUUGAAGUUUUGAGAAUUUUUUUCAAACGAGAAAAUUUCGUUAAAAAUAUGUUUUUACAGGUUUUUUUAACCGUUACAACUUAUGAGAAAAAGUUUCGAAAUUCGAAAUUUGGUUUUUGUAGAAAAAAUAUUUCUCCUUUUUUUUUUCAAGUAGCACUGUUAUUCAAGUUGUUCUAUUGAAUUUGUUUUUUUUUAAUGGCUUCCAAAAUUUUUUUCGUGCUUAUGAUGUACACCAGGCUUACUCCAAAGCGUUAGGAGAAAAAUUUUUUUUGAAAAGGUUUUUUUCUUGCUUUUUAUAUUUUCUGGCGUGUUCAAAAAAAGGAACGCAAAAUGUUACGAAAUGCAAAAAAAUCGUUAAUUUUUUAAAAAAAAGGUACUGUUUCGGGGCAACUUUGGCUUUUGCGUUUCGAAAAAAAUGUUCCGUUUCUCCUUUUUUUUGGGUGUUGCCCACAAAAAGCUUUUUAGCCCCCCCGUUGAACUUCUGAUGAAAGUAUGCUAAAGAGUACUUUAGGACCUCCUUAUUCCAGAACAGGAACGGAAGUUGUCACAAGUUAUGAAAAAAGACGAUAUUUCGAGAAUUCUGAAGCGUCUUCACUUGAAAUGCCGGAAUUUUUCUUGUUUUGAAAUCAGGAGAACCUUGAGUACACAUCAGAAAAUCAAAAGUACAACUGCGGGCUGAAAAAGUUUCCUAGUAAAUCCUUAAGGUCUUCCCCGUGCCUGAUAAUGCUGAAGCGAUCGCAUUUUUGGAUUUUCAAGAGGAAGUUGUCUUCACCGACUUCUCUUCCGACUUCCAGGCACCUCCAGCCAGUCCGAUCAGGCCUCAGGUUCAACAUUGACAAAAAUUCAAGAAAAAUCCCCUUUUUCCAGUUUGAUUACACGCCCCGAGUGACGAGGAGCGCUUCGAAGAUGACUCCUCAAAAGUACGGAUUUUUCAUUCUCUUUAAAGUUCGGUACUUUCAGAUCUUCUGCGAAAUCAUCUCGCGAUUCGGUCAUUGUACUCGGGGUUUUUAACUGGAGAAAUUGAAAAGUAAAAAAACAUUUUUAGGAAACUCCGGAUAAGAAGUUUGAUGACGUGGCUUCGCAGGGUUCUGACCGCUACCCCAUUAGGAAGUUUGUUGUGUUGGGAAAAAACUCUAGUGGUCACUUGAGGGGUGCCUCAAGGGCUACUUAGUGAGGACACUAAAGUUGUCACUCCAGAAGCCACCAUUUUGCGUCUUAGUGGCCCUUUUAAGAGCUUUUUACAAAAGAACUCGUAGAGAACGCCAAAGUGGCCACUAAAACUGCCUAUUUAGAAGUUUUGGCUCUUAGUGACCACUAUAGUAGUUUUGAGGGGCCUAGUAGUACCACUUAGACUCUUAAAAAGACCACUAAAUUUCAAUCACUUGAAUGGAAACUGUUUAGUCUACUAUAAUGGCCACUGAAACCUCAAAACCCUUAAGUGGCCACUCAAGCUUUUAGCAGUAGAAAAAAAAUUCACUUAUAACGAACUCUCUUGACUUGAAGAUUACUUGGAAUUCAAUGAAAAUUGAAAUUUUUCAUUUUUUUUCUUGUUUUGUCGUUACACGUUUUUCUGUGUGACAAGCAACGAAAAAAAUUGAGAUUUUUUUGAACAAAAAUUAAUUUUUUUUAUCAGGGCGUUUCGAAAUGACCUCAAGCUUCCCUAGGAAAAAUUAGCUUUUUUUGAAGAUUUUAUAGAAUUAGAAGUCUUUAGAAACCUUACUCAGGACAUCAAAAAUAGGUGGAAGGGAAUUUUUGUAAUUUUAGCGGAAGAAACUGUAUCAAAUUAUUUUUUGGAUUUUUUUCCCAGUCUAAAUUGUAAUGAACAGUACAGCUGUCCGAUUACAUAAACUUUUCUCGCGUCAAAUUUUUUUUUCUCAAUUCUUUUUCUUCCGCUCCUUCCGCCUAUCAUGCAUUUUCCAGGAAGAAAAUGAUGAGUCAUCUUUGGAUUUUAGGAAAAAUCGACCGAAUUAUUCUGACAAUUUCGUUACUCCUCCGCCUCCCAUCAAAACACCGUCCAGACAGAGGAAAACGUCGCGAAUCCCUGGUAAAAGUUUGAGGAGGAAUUUUGGGGGAAAAUGAGAAAUUUGAGUGGAAAACGAGUUGAAUAAAAUGAGGGAAAGUUGACAUUUUUUUUAAAUCGGGUAAUUUUGCAGAAAAUGAGCUAUUUUGAAGGGUUAAAUUUUCAAAUAAUGGAACUUUUUUUCAGAUUUGUAUAUGUCCCAGGUUACAUUGAAGAAUUUAUGAUGAUCCUGUAAAAAAACGUCUUUUUUAAGCUUUAUGGAAGUCCAGUUUUUGAAAAUAUUGAAAAAUGUAUUUUUUUUGAAGAAGAAUAGUACUUUUUGGGCUUGUGUCUGAAAAAGCCCUGAACUAGAAAAAAAUUUUUAGUUUUUUUCAAUUUUAGUCAGUUUUUUUAAAAGAAAUAGACCUUUUCCAUUGAUGAAAGUUUGAAAUUACGUGGAUUUUUUCCCAAUUUCACUAGAUUUUUCAUAUUUUCAUGGUGAAAUUCUAGGAUUUAUAAAUGUUUAUUUUUUUUUUAUGAAUCAUUGAAGCUUCCUGAAAGUAAUCGAAGUUUCAGUAAGUUUUUGUUUUUUCAUUUAGGAACUUUUGAAGGAUCAAGUCAUUUUAUUGGUUUAUAGCAGAAUCAAUUUUUUUUUCAGAGGUUUUAGCGCAAUCAGAAAAUCAUCAAAACGUGCUGGGAAAAAUUCUAGUGGUCACUUUAGGGUAUUGACGAUAUAGUGGUCACUACUAGAGUUCUCAAAAUGACCAAUUGAAAAAAAUGACAUUUUUCAAAAACGAAAAAUUUUCUUUUUGACAUUUCAAACGAAUGUCGUUUUUGAAAGAUCAACCAAAAUUGAUCACUUUCAUUCUUUUCAUUUUGUGACUUUUCAAAUAAUGACUGAAAAAUAAAUGGUCAUUUUCUAAACAAUCAUAUUCUGACUAGUAAAUAAAUGUUCGUCCUAAUGACCAAAUUUUUCAAAGUGAACUUUAAAUGUUUACUUUUCUGACCAAAUUUUUCAAAAGUGAAAUUUAAAUGUUCAUUUUUUUGACCAAAAUUUCCGAAAUGAAUUUUAAAUGUUUACUUUUUUGACCAAAAAUUUCAAAAUGAAAUUUAAAUGUUCAUUUUUUAACCAAAAUUUUUUUCGAAAAAUAAGUAAUUGUUCAUUUUUUUUAAAUGCUCAGUUAUGAAAUUUAACCAAAAUGAAAUUUUUAACAAACGGUUCAUGUGAAAUUUAACUAAUUGGUCGAAUUCAUCAAACGUUCAGAAAAUGUUUGGUUGAACGUUCGUUCAAACAUUUACUUUUGAGAACUCUAGUCACUACAGUAGUCAAAAUAGUAACCCCUAAAGUUUCUGUAAAUUAGUGGUCUCUUUAGAAGACUAUUUGGUACUACUAGAGCACUAAAAACUACUAUAGUGGCCACUAAGACGCGAAAUAGUGGCUUCUAUAGAGGUGGCUUUCAGUGGCCCCUUUAGUGUCCCCUUGAGUACCUUUUAAGUGGCCACUAGAGUUUUUAUUCCAGUAAAUACCAGGAUGUGUAUGGUCAAGUCUAAGAAUGAGCACAUUUUUUCAUUGUUAAAACCCUUUAGUGGCCACUUAAGAGGCCCCUUAAGGACUAGUUGAAGAGGAUAUUUAAGUUUUUACCAGUGAACUUCGAGAAUCGGGCAUAAAUGAACUAUUUAAGGGGUCCAAGCCUAGAUCGAAGUGAACUCUUUAGGGUUCAUGCUGAUCUGUCAAUAAAUUAUUAAUAUUAGAGAAAAAAAUUCUAGUGGUUAUUUUAGGGUAUUGACUAAAAACUAUUAGAGGAGUGCUUCGAAAAAAACUUUCCCUUUUAAGGAGUUACCAGUUCAACGGGACCCAAACGUCGGCGUCUUGAAGAGGCCGAAAAUUAUGUCAAUCCUGUGGUUCUCAAAGAAGAAUCGAUCACUGUGUGAGAUUUUUUUGAAGUCAUCAAAAAAGCAGCUUUCCUUGACCCUUCCUGCGCCUUUAAUAAAACCAGCAAGCUUCCCAUUUUUCCAGAAAACUCUCGGUUAGCGAUGUCGACGUGGCCCAAGAUCGUGCUGAACUGGAAUCGGACUGA
Molecule: messenger RNA, 4982 nt
Organism: Caenorhabditis auriculariae
Lineage: Eukaryota; Metazoa; Nematoda; Chromadorea; Rhabditida; Rhabditidae
Source: the annotation of a GenBank genome assembly